AUGAUAUCAUCAUUAUCAUCACGACCAUUAUCGAUUAUUGGAAGUAUUCAACAUUCACCUGAGAUAUAUUCAUCCUUACAUAAUCAAUCGUGCUCUGCUUGUCAAUAUAGCCGUUAUGAACAAUGUUCAAAUGUUUGUCAAUGUCCAUUGAAUACCUAUUGGAAUCAAGGUAUAUGUAUGAAUCAAUUAUUUGAAAAUCAAACAUGUACACAAGCAAAUGCAUGUCGAAAAGAUCUUAAUUUAACAUGUGCUCAAGAUUGUAACAAUGGUACCUAUACACAAUGUGUACCAAUAAUCAAUAAUCAACCCUGUCAAUGUCCAUCUCUUACUUAUUGGAAUGGAUCAAUGUGUGUAAAUAAAUCAUUAGAAAAUCAAACAUGUUCACAAUUAGAUGCAUGUCGAGAUGAUUUGAAUUUGACUUGUGCAACAAAUUGUUAUGGAUCAUUUACAACAUGUGUGAAAAAAAAAAUUUCAAAUGGAAGUUCAAUGUCGAUCGGUAUCACUGUUGCUGGCUAUUGUAAUUGUAGUUCGGGCAAUACUAGUGAUACUCUUCAUAGUCCGAACGGUAUUUUUCUUUUCGACAAUGGAACAUUGUAUGUACUUGAUACAUUUAAUAAUCGUGUGCAAAUGUUUUCUUCUGUCGGAAUCGAUCGCAUCGGUCAAACUCUUAUUUCAAAUCUGACUAUAUAUACGUCUUGGCUUUAUGCUGAUAGUAGUACCUUAUAUGUGGCAAUAUUUCAAUCAAAUUAUAUUCUAUUUUGGCCAUCCAUGGCAACAAUUCCACCUGUAAGUCGUUCAUCAACUUGUUCUUUUACAACAAUUAGUUCACCUAUGGGUAUUGCCGUUGAUCGUUCGGGUAAUAAUAUAUAUAUUGUCAAUCAAUAUUGUCAUCGAGUAAUUGUAUGGAGUCGAAAUUCGACAAAUGCAACACAAAUUCUAGUUGGAACGGGUAUUGCAGGCAACAAUAGUGAUCAAUUAAACAAUCCUUAUGGACUCUAUUUUGAUGAAGAUCAUUCUUUACUCUAUGUUGCAGAUCGUGGCAAUCAUCGAAUUCAAUUGUUUAAUUUAACAAGUAAUAAUUCGAAUAUUGGUAUAACAGUUGCAGGAGGAAAUGGACCAGGUGUCGCAAUGAAUCAACUUCAAUCACCGAAUGGUGUUUGGGUGUCUCGAAUCGAUGGAACAGUUUACGUCGCAGAUACAGGCAACCAUCGUAUACAAGCUUGGUCUGUCAAUGCUACAACAGGUAUUACCGUAGCUGGUAAUUCUGCCGGUCUUAUGGGUACUAAUGCUUCUGAGCUUCGUACUCCAUGGAGUAUUGUACUCGAUCAAAAUGAUAAUAAUCUCUAUGUAUCAGACACUGGUAAUCAUCGUAUUCAAAGAUUUAGUCUUCGCUAA
This is a messenger RNA of Rotaria sp. Silwood1, 1395 nucleotides long. Lineage: Eukaryota; Metazoa; Rotifera; Eurotatoria; Philodinida; Philodinidae. The record is from the annotation of a GenBank genome assembly.